Selaginella moellendorffii is the source of this 2221-nucleotide messenger RNA. RefSeq names its product serine/threonine-protein kinase STY46. Gene Ontology annotation, biological process: protein phosphorylation. Gene Ontology annotation, molecular function: ATP binding; protein kinase activity. The transcript has 15 exons. The coding region runs from base 375 to 2153 and encodes 592 amino acids. Lineage: Eukaryota; Viridiplantae; Streptophyta; Lycopodiopsida; Selaginellales; Selaginellaceae. The record is from RefSeq and is a predicted model, not a curated record.
UGCAGCCGUUGGAUGGGUCGCUCAUCGACGGCCGCGUGCUGGAAGCUUGGAUAGGAGAGGGGGGUCGCUCUCUCUAUAUUUCGCUGCGGGCUGGCAUUUCUAGAUCCGUGGCUAGGGCUUUGGAUCGCUGCGAGGGAGCUGAAACGUCGCGCAAGGUUUCUUUCUCGCUGUGGCAGCCUUUCCGCGGCGAUCGGAUGUGUUUUUGAUGCACUUCUUGGUGCUAGGGCGGCAGCGAUCGCCAAUGCGAUUCUUUUGAUCGAUCGAGCAUGCCCGCGAUAAUGCGAGCUGACGGCCUGCCAUUGUUUCUUCUUUUUAGAGUCUGGGAGACAUAGUGGGAUCGCGGCAGGCAGCGCUCGAAAUUUCAAUCGGGGGCCAUGACCUCGUCGCAAGAGUUCUUGGAGGAGGAGGCGGUGGCGGUGGAGGGAAAUAUCCAGGAGGAGCUGCGCCACCGGUCUCACGGUAGCGGCGGGGGAGAGGAAGCUUUUUCACUGCAUCGGGCCACAAAGGCCGAGGUGUGCCAGGAGAUUGUCAAGCGGCUCCAGGCGCAGAAUCACGAGGCUUUGGAGGAUCCCGGAUUUCUGGAAGAGCUACAGGCACAUUUCAAUCGCUUGCCGACGAGGUAUGCGUUGGAUGUCAACACGGAGAGGGCUGAGGACGUGCUCAUGCACAAGCGAUUGCUGCAGCUCGCGGAGAAUCCCGACAUCAGGCCCGUCUUUCACGUCCGGAUCGUCCAAGUCCAGCAGCGCUUGGACGAAUCAGUACCAGGAGACCAGUGCAUGCCCGUGCCUGAAACUCAGCUUGUACAUCCACCUCCUGCAUUUGGUUCUUCUCCUAACCUCGAAGCUUUAGUCCUCGAUCUGAAUAAGCCUUCAUCUGAUGAAGAUCGAGAGAGUCAUGCGGAUAAUUCCCCAAGCCGUGGACUCGCUCAGAUCUUUAUGCACGAAGUGACGAUAUCAACUAUAGAUAAACCCAAGCUUUUAAGCCAGCUAUCGGCUUGGCUUGCCGACGUUGGAUUGAAUAUCCAAGAAGCGCACGCUUUCUCCACUAGAGAUGGGUUUUCUCUCGAUGUCUUCGUAGUGGACGGCUGGUCAUGUGAGGAUACGGAUGGCCUACAGUUGGCAAUGGAGCGAGCAUUGGCUGGCAUUGAGGUACUCACUCGUCUCAAUUUUCUAGAUACUAAGACAUUUUCGCUGUUGCAGAAAGAGGCGUGGACCAAGCCGAAAUCUCCCACCAAAAGUCUUUCAAAUGGCCGCAGGCACGGUCAUGUAAAGAUUCCUUUUGAUGGCAAGGAUGAUUGGGAGAUCGAUAGUGAGCAGUUGAAACUGCUGCAUAAGGUGGCUUCUGGCUCCUUCGGUGAUCUUUUCCGAGGAGUGUACUGCGGGCAAGAUGUUGCAAUUAAAGUGUUGAAACCCGAGCGUUUGAACGAAGAUUUACAAAAGGAAUUUGCUCAAGAAGUCUUCAUCAUGCGGAAAGUGCGCCACAAAAACGUUGUGCAGUUUAUAGGAGCAUGCACUAAGCCGCCGAACUUAUCUAUAGUCACUGAGUACAUGUCCGGUGGAAGUGUUUACGAUUAUUUGCACAAGCAUCGAUCCGUUUUAAAACUACCGAUGGCACUCAGAGUGGCUAUUGACGUGUCAAAAGGAAUGGAUUAUCUGCACCAGAACAACAUAGUUCACCGGGAUUUGAAAGCGGCAAACUUGUUAAUGGACGAGAACGAGGUUGUCAAAGUAGCUGAUUUUGGAGUUGCAAGAGUGAAGGACCACACUGGUGUGAUGACUGCUGAAACGGGAACUUAUCGUUGGAUGGCACCAGAGGUUAUCGAGCAUAAGCCAUAUGACCACAAGGCUGACAUCUUUAGUUUUGGCGUAGUUUUAUGGGAGCUUUUGACGGGCAAGCUGCCUUACGACUAUCUCACACCGUUACAAGCGGCUGUUGCAGUCGUUCAGAAGGGGCUUCGACCUGUUAUUCCGAAAAACACUCAUCCCAAGCUUGCUGAAUUGAUGGAGAAAUGCUGGCAAUCAAACGCUGCAGAGAGGCCGGAGUUUUCAAUAAUUACUCUAGUUUUGCAAGACGUGUAUAAAGAGAUUGGAGAGGAAGAAAGCGAGAAGAAGAAAAAGUCUGGAAUCUUUUCAGCUUUCCGGCGGAACCUGUGACCAUUCAUUGACAUGUACAUGGUGAUCCAAUUUUGCUACUGAGGAGAGGAAUUGGCCCCUGCGGAUUA